Pygoscelis adeliae (Adelie penguin) is the source of this 1128-nucleotide messenger RNA. Its product is annotated as creatine kinase U-type, mitochondrial-like. The record is from RefSeq and is a predicted model, not a curated record. Gene Ontology annotation, molecular function: creatine kinase activity. NCBI's taxonomy places the organism in Eukaryota, Metazoa, Chordata, Aves, Sphenisciformes, Spheniscidae. The transcript has 7 exons. Gene Ontology annotation, cellular component: mitochondrion. Gene Ontology annotation, biological process: phosphocreatine biosynthetic process.
AUGCCAGUGACUGCCUUCCCGCUCCCAGCUGGCCUUUGCUGGUGUGGACAAGCAGAGCAGCUUGACCUCUCUCCCUGGAGCUCCCCUGCCCACACCUGCCCUGAGGGUGUCUGUGGGGCAAGGGCACGAGUGCUGGGGUCCCCUGGCCCCAAAGGACUCAUCGGUCUCUCCUCCUGCAGUGCUGAGUACCCUGACCUGCGGAAGCACAACAACUGCAUGGCCAGCAACCUGACGCCAGCCAUCUAUGCCAGGCUCUGUGACAAAGCAACCCCAAAUGGCUGGACCUUGGACCAGUGCAUCCAGACGGGUGUCGACAAUCCCGGCCACCCUUUCAUCAAGACUGUGGGCAUGGUAGCUGGCGAUGAAGAAACCUAUGAGGUGUUUGCUGACCUGUUUGACCCCGUGAUUCAGGAGCGGCACAAUGGAUACAACCCCCGCACCAUGAAGCACGUCACAGACCUGGAUGCCACCAAGCUCACCGGAGACCGGCCGGGCCGGUACUACCGCCUCAGUGAGAUGACGGAAAAGGAGCAACAGCAGCUCAUUGAUGUGAGUUAGUGCAGCUCUUGGCCAGCCACCCCGGCUCUGCCGGCCACCAGUACAGCUGAACACUGACCUGUCCCUAGGCACAACAACGAGAAGACCUUCCUGAUCUGGAUCAACGAGGAGGACCACACGCGCGUCAUCUCCAUGGAGAAGGGUGGCAACAUGAAGCGCGUCUUCGAGCGGUUCUGUCGGGGCCUGAAGGAGGUGGAACGGCUAAUCCAGGAGCGAGGCUGGGAGUUCAUGUGGAACGAGCGGCUGGGUUCCUCCCUGACCUGCCCCUCCAACCUGGGCACUGGGCUGCGAGCAGGUGUCCACAUCAAGCUGCCGCUGCUCAGCAAGGAUAGUCGCUUCCCUAAGAUCCUGGAGAACCUCCGGCUACAGAAGCGUGGAACAGGCGGUGUGGACACCGCAGCUACUGGCAGCAUCUUCGACAUCUCCAACCUGGACCGGCUGGGGAAGUCAGAGGUGGAGCUGGUGCAGCUGGUGAUAGACGGUGUGAAUUACCUGAUUGACUGUGAGCGGCGGCUGGAGAAGGGGCAGGACAUCCGCGUCCCCUCCCCGGUGCCGCAGUUCCGGCACUGA